CUCUCUCCCCCCCCCCCCUUCCCAUCCAUCACUCAUCUCAAUUUCGGAAUCUUAGGGUUUAUCUUCAAUCUCUCUUCUUAAAUCACAAAUCGAAUUCCUCGGAUUGUUGUGAAAUUAGGGUUUUGAUUGAUUUGGGACUUCGAGAUUUAACUGGUUUAGCUAGAAAGUGUCGAUUUUUAGGGGGUUUCUUGGAUCUAAUUGCUCGGAUUGUUGUGAAAUUAGGGUUUUGAUCGAUUCGGAAGCUCGAGAUUUAACUGGUUUAGCUCGAAAGUACCGUUAAUGGAAGACGGCGAGCUCGAGUUCUCGAACCAGGAAGUGUUUUCAACUUCCGACAUGAAUGGGUUACCUCUUACAAACUGUUCCAUGGAUACUUUCUUCGACGAGCUUCUCAAGGAUUCCAACGCUGCUUGCACCCACACACACACCUGUAACCCCACGGGUCCUGAGAACGCCCACACUCACACCUGCUUCCACGUCCACACCAAGAUCCUCCCAGAGGACAGCGACGAGAAGGUCUCCACCGACGACACAGCCGAGUCCUGCGGGAAGAAGGGGGAUAACAAGAGGCCUUUGGGGAACAGGGAAGCCGUUAGGAAGUAUAGAGAGAAGAAGAAGGCUAAGGCCGCUUCGUUGGAGGACGAGGUGGCGAGGCUCACGGCUGUGAAUCACCAGCUUGUGAAGAGGUUGCAGAGUCAGGGGGCCUUGGAAGCUGAGGUCUCGAGGCUCAAGUGUUUGCUUGUGGAUUUGAGAGGGAGGAUUGAUGGGGAGAUUGGGUCUUUUCCUUAUCAGAAACCUAGUGUUCCUUCUUUCUCACACAUGAUGAUGAAUCCUUGUAACGUGGAGUGUGGUGAUGAGGUUUAUUGCCUUCAGGAUGGGUUUGGAGGGAGUAGCCAAGGAGGUGUGUCGAUCAAUGAUGGUUGUGGUUUUGAUCAGUUACAACAGUGCGUGGCUAAUCACAACUUAGUUGGCAAUGGAAACGGAUCGUUUAACAGCAGUGCCAAUGCAUCUGCCUCCAAUAAGAGAAAAGGUGGGAAUAAAGCAGCUUGAACCACCAUCAAGCUUGUAACAUCUAUUUACACCUGGAUAGAUAAUUUAUAUUCCAAAUAAGUUGUAGAGUUCAGCUGCAUCAUCAGUUUCACUCAGGUUCCCUUUUGCUUUUUUGAAACUCUUUUCAUUCCAUUGUAUCUUGUUGAGUUUUGCGGUGCAAGAAGGAUGAUUUGUUAAUACAAACUGUGGUCCUGCCAUUUGUUUCUAAGUUGAUUGAUAUUAUGUCUGUGUAUGACGAAUGAGCAAUUGUUUUAUUUGCUGAA
Molecule: messenger RNA, 1310 nt
Organism: Brassica rapa (field mustard)
Lineage: Eukaryota; Viridiplantae; Streptophyta; Magnoliopsida; Brassicales; Brassicaceae
Product: basic leucine zipper 19
Biological process (GO): regulation of transcription by RNA polymerase II; DNA-templated transcription
Molecular function (GO): DNA-binding transcription factor activity, RNA polymerase II-specific; RNA polymerase II cis-regulatory region sequence-specific DNA binding
Source: RefSeq, a predicted model, not a curated record